Molecule: messenger RNA, 663 nt
Organism: Funneliformis geosporum
Lineage: Eukaryota; Fungi; Glomeromycota; Glomeromycetes; Glomerales; Glomeraceae
Source: the annotation of a GenBank genome assembly
AUGUCCGAUCCUUCUCAUAAAGAAAAUGAUCCUACUUCCUCUACGAGCAAUGAACUUGUACUUUGGAAAUAUGAUAAUCCUUAUGCAAAUUAUAAACUUGAUCCCGAACGAAUCUUUUUCAAAUACAUUGUAAAUAUUCUUAAAAAUGAUGCAACAUUUCGUGAAAAUAUUUCAAACGCCGCACCAUUUAGCGAGAUACGAUUUUUGGAAUUAGGAUCAGGUUGCGGUCUGGUUGGAUUAUCAGCAUGGAUUUUAGGUGGAUUUGUUGUGUGUACUGAUUUACCUGGAGAAGAAAUUAAACAUACGAAAUUGAAUAUUAAAUCAAAUGUCGAAUUAAUAUUAAAACAACAAGAACGAUUUAAUUCGGAAUCAAAUCUAAAAAAGAAAAAUAAAUUGGAUGUUGGAUUGCGUAGUGAAGAUAUUAAUGUUUUUCCAUUAAAUUGUCAUCUUCCUUGUGACACAAUAGAAGAAAGGAAAGAAAACCGAAGAACUUUGGUAUUAGGAAUUUAUAAAGAUCGUGGAUUAGGUGAAACGGCUUUUUUUGAUAUUGCCAAUAAAUUUGGUAAAAUGAAAGUUAUUUGGAUUGAUAAUAAUUGGAUGAUAAAAGAAUUUAAUGAUUAUUCUCAAGAAUAUAAAAUGUUUUGGCUUAUUCCUUUUGAAUAA